Molecule: messenger RNA, 3246 nt
Organism: Melanaphis sacchari
Lineage: Eukaryota; Metazoa; Arthropoda; Insecta; Hemiptera; Aphididae
Gene: Shaw
Product: potassium voltage-gated channel protein Shaw
Exons: 7
Coding region: 739-2445 (568 amino acids)
Biological process (GO): potassium ion transmembrane transport; protein homooligomerization
Cellular component (GO): dendrite membrane; axon; neuronal cell body membrane
Molecular function (GO): delayed rectifier potassium channel activity; protein binding
Source: RefSeq, a predicted model, not a curated record
ACCGCCGCCGGACGCGUGUGCGACUUUGGCGCGAGAACUUUAGAUUUGUAUUCUUUUCGUUUAUGGUCUGUGUUGAUACCUAAUUUUUGUGAACUUUUAUUUGUUUAGUCCGUAGACGCGUAGUAGUCAUAUUGAGUUAAACUCGUACUUUUCAUAUUUUACGUGCCCCCUGGCGAUCCGUCGCGGACGACCACCGGCGGCGUGUGCCCCCGAGGGGCCGGUUCGGAUAUCCUUAAAUAGAUUUCACUGGAGUCGAAAGCAAAUUGGAACUAUAGUAGUAUCAGUGGUCGUGAUUGUGAUCAAAGUAGUUGGUAACCGGCGGUAACGGUAGUGGCGGAGGUGGUGGCGGUGGAGGAGGAACCAUGCGAAAACCAAAGAAAUGUCACUGUUCUUGCAAAACAUAUGUGUGUCUAUGUGCCAUAUCCCGUGCUUGUUGAGUCAACAGUGGCUGCAUUGGUAGUAGUCAUAGUGUCACCGAAGAAACGUCAUAAUUUAACUGGUCUCGUGAGGAAUAAGAGUGAAAAGUGACACUUUCGACCGAGUAAAUAUCAAUGGGGUGGAAGAUUGGCGUGUGGAUGAUACGAUCCACGGUCGAGGUGCAUCUGGAUUCAAUUGCAGAUAUGAGAACGCCAUGUUAAGGUUUGUCGGGCGUAGUGGUACGACCACUGCGGUAAUCGGAGCUCGACCAAGGGUGACGUUAAACGGUGGCUCCAGUGGUUUCGUUUUGUUCAGGUUAACAUGGUAGGUGGUCACCAGCCGCAAUCGACGGGAGGCGCCAGCUGCACGGGCACUAUGAUGAACAUACUGAACAUAGACGCCGAGAACCGGGUGGUGCUGAACGUCGGCGGCAUCAGGCAUGAGACCUACAAAGCAACCCUGAAGAAAAUACCCGCCACAAGAUUGAGUCGGCUGACCGAGGCGCUGGCCAAUUACGACCCAGUGCUAAACGAAUACUUCUUUGACAGACAUCCAGGCGUGUUUGCUCAGGUCCUCAACUAUUACAGGACGGGUAAACUUCAUUACCCGACGGAUGUUUGCGGGCCAUUGUUCGAAGAGGAAUUGGAAUUUUGGGGUCUGGACGCGAAUCAAGUAGAACCCUGUUGCUGGAUGACCUACACUCAGCACAGAGAUACGCAAGAAACGCUCGCGGUUUUAGACCGGUUAGACUUAGAUACAGAAAAGCCUAGUGAUGAAGAAAUGGCUCGAAAAUUCGGUUUCGAAGAGGCGUUCUUUCAGGGUAGACUCACCUGGUGGCAGCGUUUCAAGCCCCAGCUGUGGUCCAUGUUCGACGAACCGUACUCGUCGAAUGCUGCCAAGAUCAUCGGCAUCGUGUCCGUGUUCUUCAUAUGCGUGUCGAUCCUGUCGUUUUGCCUGAAAACGCACCCGAACAUGCGGGUGCCGAUCAUCAAGAACAUCACGGUGAACACGUCGCACAACACGACCGCCUGGGUGCUGGACAAGACGCAGACGAACGCGCACGAGGCGUUCUUCUACGUGGAGUGCCUGUGCAACGCGUGGUUCACGUUCGAGAUCCUGGUGCGGUUCAUCGCGUCGCCGAACAAGUGCGAGUUCGUCAAGGCGUCGGUGAACAUCAUCGACUACAUCGCCACGCUGUCGUUCUACAUCGACCUGAUACUGCAGAAGUUCGCGUCGCACCUGGAGAACGCCGACAUACUCGAGUUCUUCUCCAUCAUCCGGAUAAUGAGGCUGUUCAAGCUCACCCGCCACUCGUCCGGGCUCAAGAUACUGAUGCAGACGUUCCGGGCGUCCGCCAAGGAGCUGACGCUGCUGGUGUUCUUCCUGGUGCUGGGCAUCGUCAUAUUCGCCAGCCUGGUGUACUACGCGGAGCGCAUCCAGGCCAACCCGCACAACGACUUCAACAGCAUACCGCUGGGCCUGUGGUGGGCCCUGGUCACGAUGACCACCGUCGGUUACGGCGACAUGGCCCCCAAGACGUACGUGGGCAUGUUCGUCGGGGCCCUGUGCGCCCUGGCCGGCGUGCUCACCAUCGCCCUGCCCGUUCCCGUCAUCGUGUCCAACUUCGCCAUGUACUACUCGCACACGCAGGCCCGGGCCAAGCUGCCGAAGAAGCGGCGCCGGGUGCUGCCCGUCGAACAGCCCCGGGGGCCCAGGCUGCUGGGCCCGGGACAGCCGCCCCAGCAGCAGAUCAACCAGCCCGGGUGCGGUUCGGGCGGCACGGGCGUCGGCGGCGGCCUACCGCCGAACGUGGCCGGAGCGCCGGUCAACACGACGGGCGUGCCGGCCGUCAACCGGCGGAUGAACGCCAUCAAGAGCAAUCAUCCCAAAGACGGAGCGGCACCCAAAGUCGUUGGCGUCGCGAUGACAUUGAACCCGAAUGGUGUUGGAGUUAAAGCUGAACCAGUGAUGUCCACUGGUGUUGGCGGCGUCAGUGGUCCGAGGAAACAGUCGGCCACAAAGACGUGAAUGGCUACGGCGAAUUGCCAUGGUAGUGGAACGUUUAUUCUAAAAUAUGAGUGGAAAUCAAGGAUCAAAAUCGUUUAUUAUUAAGUUUCGUUGUUUUUUCGCAAGAAAACAAUAUACACUCUCGUUACGAUGUAUUGUAUUAUAUAAUAUAAUUUGUAUUCCGAGUAUUAUUAUUAUUUAUUACUAUACAACGGCAGUAGGUAUAUUUAUUUAUAAUAUUAUUGUUAUAAUUAUUAUUAUUAACUUUAGAGAGACUCCAAUCCUAUAAUGAUGUACAAAUUUGUCUUUAAAUACUAAAACUGCACGCACACACAAAAAAACGACCAAAACACGACCAAGUAAUGUGUAUGCAUUAAGUUCCGACCAAAGAUCCACAACGUUUGAAGGUUAGGUAACCUAAACUACACGGGCAGCAGUCACUAAUUAGUUUAAUAUUGUAUUUGCGCCCCCUCUCAUUGUCAUCGUUAGAGUAAUAAUAUUAUAAUACAACUUCUCGUUGCUAUUGUAUUCGCAUCGAGCAACAUAUGGUGUAAAUAUAUUUUUUUUUACGCAAUAUUUCAUUUUUGUUAAAGGUUUAGUCUUAUCGUUAAAAUUCAUUUAUAUUAUCGAGAUUAACAAAUCGUCGUUUAUCAUAAAAACCAUGGUCAUUUGGCUGUAUAUAAUAUUAUAAUACAUACGGAUUACGGGGUAUUUUUUUUUUUUGACGCGAGACACUCAUAAAACGUCGUCACAAUAUUAAUUAUACAUAAAUAGUUAUAAGUAGCCAUGUCAUUUAUAGUAUUAAUAUGUUUGAAAUUAAAA